Molecule: messenger RNA, 2775 nt
Organism: Penicillium pulvis
Lineage: Eukaryota; Fungi; Ascomycota; Eurotiomycetes; Eurotiales; Aspergillaceae
Product: putative kinesin family protein (KinA)
Exons: 5
Coding region: 1-2775 (924 amino acids)
Biological process (GO): microtubule-based movement
Molecular function (GO): ATP binding; microtubule motor activity; microtubule binding
Source: RefSeq, a predicted model, not a curated record
AUGGCGUCCGCGGGGUCGAACACCAUCAAGGUGGUCGCCCGUUUCCGUCCUCAGAAUAAGGUGGAAUUGGGCUCUGGUGGUACACCGAUCGUUGACUUCGAAAACGAAGAAUCAUGUGCUAUCAACUCGCGAGAGGGCACGGGAUCCUUCACCUUCGAUCGUGUGUUCCCUAUGGGCUCACCGCAAGCCGAUAUCUUCGACUUCUCGAUUCGACCCACUGUGGACGAUAUUCUGAAUGGAUACAACGGAACGGUUUUGGCGUAUGGUCAGACGGGCGCCGGAAAGUCGUAUACAAUGAUGGGUUCCGACAUUGAUGACGAAGAGGGCAAGGGUAUCAUUCCGCGUAUUGUUGAGCAAAUCUUCGCCAGCAUCCUGACCAGUCCGAGCAACAUCGAGUACACUGUGCGAGUCAGCUACAUGGAAAUUUAUAUGGAGCGCAUUCGCGAUCUGCUGGUGCCCCAGAACGACAACUUGCCCGUGCACGAAGAGAAGUCCCGCGGAGUCUACGUCAAGGGACUGUUGGAGGUCUACGUGUCGAGCGUGCAGGAAGUAUACGAAGUUAUGCGCCGCGGUGGAAACUCUCGCGCUGUGGCAGCCACCAACAUGAACCAGGAGUCUUCUCGUUCACACUCUAUUUUCGUCAUCACUGUCAGCCAAAAGAAUAUCGAAACUGGAUCCGCGAAGAGUGGCCAGCUGUUCUUGGUUGAUUUGGCCGGUAGUGAGAAGGUCGGCAAAACUGGAGCAAGUGGACAGACGUUGGAAGAGGCCAAGAAGAUUAACAAGAGCUUGAGUGCACUCGGCAUGGUCAUUAAUGCGCUGACGGACGGCAAAUCAACUCACAUUCCGUACCGUGACUCAAAACUCACUCGAAUUCUGCAGGAAUCGCUGGGUGGUAAUUCGCGGACUACCCUGAUCAUCAAUUGUUCGCCCAGUAGCUACAACGAUGCGGAAACUAUUUCGACCUUGCGAUUCGGUGUACGGGCCAAGGCCAUCAAGAACACUGCCAAGGUCAAUGCGGAACUGAGCCCGGCGGAAAUGAAGCAACUUCUACGCAAGGCACAGAGCCAGAUGACUACAUUUGAGAGCUACAUCUCUGCACUGGAGACUGAGGUCAAUGUGUGGCGUGGGGGUGAAAGUGUUCCUAAAGAUCGAUGGACCCCUGCUCGCGGCAACGAAGUUGCCAGUGCUACCAGGGCAGAGGCGCGCGCCCCUCGACCAGCUACGCCUUCGCGAUUGCAAGAGACGGCCCGUUCGGAGACCCCACGUCCGGACUCUCGGUUUGGAGACCGCUCAAGCACUCCCAGCCUGGUGUUGGAAAAGGACGAGCGGGAGGAGUUCCUUCGUCGUGAGAAUGAAUUGCAGGAUCAAAUCGCCGAGAAGGAGACCCAUAUUGUGAACGUUGAACGUGGUCUCCGGGAAGCUCGAGAGGAGCUGAAGUCCAUGAAAGAGAACGCCGGGCGCUCGGGCAAGGACAACGAUCGGUUGAACACCGAAGUUAAUGAGCUACGCAUGCAACUUGAGAAGGUUUCUUACGAAGGCAAGGAAGCGGCAAUCACCAUGGAUGGUCUCCGGGAGGCCAAUUCUGAGCUAACAAGUGAAUUGGAUGACGUCAAGCAGCAGCUGCUUGACGUCCGCAUGCGAGCCAAGGAGACCACAGCUGCCCUUGAUGAGAAGGAGAAGAAGAAGGCCGAGAAGAUGGCAAAGAUGAUGGCUGGAUUUGAUCUGGGGGGUGAGGUGUUUUCAGACAACGAGCGCAAAUUGCAGGAUCUGAUCCAGCGCGUUGACGCGCUCCACGAAAUCAGCGCAGUUGGAGAGACGAUCGCGCCCGAUGAUAUUCUUGAGCUUCGGGCCAGUCUUCUGGAGACACAAGGAUUAAUCCGACAGGCCGAAUUGACGAUGAACGACCGAGGCGACUUCAGCGAGCUGCAGGACAGCCGCCGGGCGGAGCUGGAGAAGAAACUGAAUGAGGUUCAACAGGAGUACGAAGAGCUUUUGACCCGGAACUUGGGCGAGAGUGAUAUUGAAGAGAUUCGGGAGCGCGUGGAAAAGUCCUUCAUCAGUCGGAAGGAAGCCGAGACCGCGGCGGUCGAGGAGCUCCGCACUGAAAUCAUUCGGAAGGAUGAGGAAUUGACCACGAUGCGACAAUCGCUGGUUGAUACGCAGUCACGAACCUCCACCAACGGCACAGCCAGCAAGACCCUGCAGCAGCAGAUUGCAGAGUUCGAUGCCAUGAAGAAGUCUCUGAUGCGUGACUUGCAGAACCGCUGCGAGAGAGUGGUUGAGCUGGAAAUCUCUUUGGACGACGCUCGCGAACAGUACAACAAUGUGCUUCGGUCAUCCAACAACCGGGCCCAACAGAAGAAGAUGGCCUUCUUGGAACGCAACCUGGAGCAGUUGACUCACGUUCAGCGCCAACUCGUGGAGCAGAACAGUAGCCUGAAGAAGGAAGUGGCCAUUGCGGAGAGGAAGCUGAUUGCACGGAACGAGCGCAUCGCCAGUCUGGAGAGUCUACUCCAGGAGAGCCAGGAGAAACUGACCCAAGCGAAUCAUAGAUUCGAAGCGCAACUCACUGCCGUAAAGGAGCGCCUGGAGGCUGCCAAGCAGGGUUCCACCCGCGGUCUCCCCGUCAUGGAUAGCAAUGGAAGUUUCAGCUUUGGGAGGAUCGCAAAGCCUCUGAGAGGAACAGGGGGCUCGGAGACUGUGAAUACCGAGAAGAUGUCGCAAGAAACCAAGAGAAGCAGUUGGUUCUUCAACGGUAAAGCUUCCCAAGCCUAA